AUGAUGGCGGGCUACCUUCUCUUCGCCCUCAGCGCGUUGGCUCUUGUCACAAUUGUCGGGAGAGGGGAUCAUGUUCGAUACGCGCCGAACCGCCUCAUCUUCAACACGGAACCAGCCCUUCGCGAUAUUUAUGGGCACCGAGGGAAGGUGGUCAAGUUCCGCAACUACCAUGUUCUCUCCAAGCAGGCUGCGAAUCUCUUAACGCUCCAGGACAAGUACCUUCACGGGCGCCGGCGUCGCGUCAUCAGUCAAGCCUUUUCCGAGAGCAGUCUUCGCAUGCUCGAGCCCAAAAUUCAUUCCAAGCUCGACCAAUUCUGCCACGUCCUCCGCGCACAGGGAGGAUCAGACGGAUCUUGGGCGCCUCCCUUUGACAUGUCGCAUGCCUUCAACAACCUGGCUUUCGACAUUAUGACAUCAGUGUCAUUUGACAUUGAUUUCGACACCAUCGCGAAUCCCGAAUACCGCUACGCCAUGGAAGCCAUUGAGCACUCUAAUGUGCGCCUAGGGGUUCUUCUACAAGAGCCGGCCCUCAGCCUGGGCGACCUGGACCGGAAGCUGUUCCCGCAAGCCAUCCUGGGCCGAAGGAGGUUCGUCCAGUUCAUCCGGAUGCUCAUGUCCAAGCGUCUAGGAGGCAGGAAAUCGGCCUCCAAAGACAUUUUUGCGUUUUUGCAGGACUGCAAGGACCCUUUGACAGGCAAGGAACUCACCACGGCUGAGCUGAGCACCGAGACUGCUACUUUCAUCGUGGCCGGGGCCGACACGUCGUCGACGAGCAUGGCGGCCUUGGCACAUUAUAUCACGGGGUCCUCACGCUGCUACAAGAGAGCGGUCGAAGAGGUCCGAUCCACGUUCAGCUCGACUGAGGAGAUCACGCUAGGUGCCAAACUCAACUCGUGCGCCUAUCUGCGCGCCUGCGUCGACGAAUCUCUCCGACUUUCACCCCCCGGAGGCGCAGCGCUGUGGCGGGAGGUUGAAGAGGGCGGAGCGACCAUCGACGGUCAUUUCAUCCCGCAAAAGUGUGAAGUCGCCGUCGGCAUCUACAGCAUCCAUCACAGCGAGGCGUACUACACUCAACCAUUCCGUUUUGACCCCAUGCGAUGGUAUCGUCCAAAGGGUGUCGAGGCCGCCCAACAGGAUGCGGGCAAAAACCCCUACAUGCCUUUCUCUGUCGGUCCGCGGAGCUGUGUCGGCAAGCCGUUGGCCAUCGCCAAUAUCAUGCUAGUUUUUGCCCGACUGCUGCUGGAUUUUGAUCUCAAACGAGAGGGUCGCAGUGACGACUGGGUGGAACAGAACCUCGAGGCUUCGGAGUACUCGUUGAAAGAUCACCUGACGGCUUGGAAGGAUGGCCCUACAGUGUGUCUGCGUCCUCGAAAGGUCUGA
Molecule: messenger RNA, 1380 nt
Organism: Emericellopsis cladophorae
Lineage: Eukaryota; Fungi; Ascomycota; Sordariomycetes; Hypocreales; Bionectriaceae
Product: Isotrichodermin C-15 hydroxylase
Exons: 6
Coding region: 1-1380 (459 amino acids)
Molecular function (GO): iron ion binding; heme binding; monooxygenase activity
Source: RefSeq, a predicted model, not a curated record